This is a messenger RNA of Echinops telfairi (small Madagascar hedgehog), 1810 nucleotides long. RefSeq names its product sulfotransferase family 4A member 1 (gene SULT4A1). Gene Ontology annotation, cellular component: cytoplasm. Gene Ontology annotation, biological process: sulfation. Gene Ontology annotation, molecular function: sulfotransferase activity. The transcript is spliced from 8 exons. The record is from RefSeq and is a predicted model, not a curated record. NCBI's taxonomy places the organism in Eukaryota, Metazoa, Chordata, Mammalia, Afrosoricida, Tenrecidae. The coding region runs from base 1 to 876 and encodes 291 amino acids.
AUGUCUGCGGAGCGCCUUCACCGCACGCCUGCGCGGGCCGAGACCCCCAGCACCCCGGGGGAGUUCGAGAGCAAGUACUUCGAGUUCCACGGCGUGCGGCUGCCGCCCUUCUGCCGCGGGAAGAUGGAGGAGAUCGCCAACUUCCCGGUGCGGCCCAGCGACGUGUGGAUCGUCACCUACCCCAAGUCCGGCACGAGCCUGCUGCAGGAGGUGGUCUACCUGGUGAGCCAAGGGGCGGACCCUGACGAGAUCGGCCUGAUGAACAUUGAGGAGCAGCUGCCCGUGCUGGAGUACCCACAGCCUGGCCUGGACAUCAUCAAGGAGCUGACAUCCCCCCGCCUCAUCAAGAGCCACCUGCCCUACCGAUUCCUGCCCUCCGACCUCCACAACGGGGACUCCAAGGUCAUCUACAUGGCCCGCAACCCCAAGGACCUGGUGGUCUCCUACUACCAGUUUCACCGCUCGCUGCGCACCAUGAGCUACCGGGGCACCUUCCAGGAGUUCUGCCGGCGCUUCAUGAAUGAUAAGUUAGGCUACGGCUCCUGGUUUGAGCACGUGCAGGAAUUCUGGGAGCACCGCAUGGACUCGAACGUGCUUUUCCUCAAGUAUGAAGACAUGCACCGGGACCUGGCGACGAUGGUGGAGCAGCUGGCACGGUUCCUGGGGGUGCCGUGUGACAAGACCCAGCUGGAGGCCAUGACAGAGCACUGCCACCAGCUGGUGGACCAGUGCUGCAAUGCCGAGGCCCUGCCCGUGGGCCGGGGGCGCAUCGGGCUCUGGAAGGACAUCUUCACCGUGUCCAUGAAUGACAAGUUUGACCUGGUGUACAAGCAGAAGAUGGGCAAGUGUGACCUCGCGUUUGACUUCUACUUGUAACUACAGCAGCGGCCACCUUGCAUGCUCCCGGUACCCCCACACUAAUAGCUAAGCCGUAUGUGCCCUGGCAGCACUCGCCUGGUGGACUGGAGGCGGCGGCCGGGCCCCCACGGAGCCCGAGGUGCCUGGAGCACAGCGUUGGCGACAGGCACCCAGAACCUCUCACAGCCCCCCCUGGCGAUUGUAAUUUUCCGGGCUCUUCACGGGGAAGCUAAGUGAUGCCACUAAACCAAAAACAAGCCCGUUUCCAGGGGCCAGGAGCAGCUCGGGAGGGGGCCAAGUGCCCCUUAGCUUGCCUCUGGCCCUGCAGGUGAGGCAGAGGGCUCUGAUGGACAGGAGUCCUGGCGGGUGUGGCACAGACUGCGUGUGAGAGUUCGAGUCCUGGGGCUGCCCCGAGGGGAAGCAGAAGCCGAUGCCAUCCCGCCCCGGAGAGAGAAGCUCCCUUCCCGCCUGAGUGCUGCGGAUGGCCCUGGUCCGGAAAAGCUCCUGCUGGCCAUUCGAUGGGAGUGCAUGCGGGGACAGAAGAGGCGGCCACAGAGGGUUUCAGUGAAAUCGCAGCCUGGUGUGGGUGCCCUGAAACCCUUCCUGCCUGCCUGCCAGCAAGCAGAUGCCCAAUAGUCCGGCUCUGAAAGCCCGGAUUGCGCUUGGCCUGUCUGCCCCGCUGAUGCCCACUGGAGGAGCACUGAGUAUGCCGAAUCAAGCCACCCCCCUCCGCCCUGCCUUUGUCUCUGCUCCGGCCCUGGCACCGGUGAGGGAGGGGAGAAGCCCAGCCCAGUGGCCUGGGGCCUCUCGUCAGGGCUCCCUGAUGCAGCUCGAAGCAGGCGGCCGGUUGGGACAUUUUCUUUCUAUUUUUCUAUUUUUAGUCCUGGAUGGAUGUUUCCGAGCGCUCCACUCUCCUUGCUUGCUUGCACCACUAAUAAAGGCACCUUCCGGA